GUUGAGUUCCGCGUCAGACAGUCUUUUGGCGUCGUCGCUGUUUGAUCGAACGAGUAGGCACGUGCGGGACUUCUGGGCGAGUAACGAGUUUUUUUUUUUCGUGUGCUAGCGCUUCAAUUUGUUUUCCAACGCCAAGGAUCGUUGAAUUCGACAGUAAGAUCUAUGGAAAAGGGGAAUCCCUUUCAUCAGUGACAUCACUGCUAGAGAGCCGGGAAUUACUUUCCGGAUAAAUGGUGAUCAAACGGUUCAUAAUUAAUGUGAACCUUGGUUAGUAUAGAAGUGCUCAUAGCGUCGUGAAGCGCAUUUGCUCACAACCAGGUGCAACGCGGGCUCAUAACUCGAGUGCAGCGGUAAAUCGAGGACGACAUGUGCGAAACAUAUCACGCGUGAAGUUCAAUAGCAAGGAAACUUGUAUUUGGUGUAAGUGUACUUAUCUUAAUUCAAUUCAACUAAACAACUAGAGCAAACAAGGGCUGAUACGGCUAUCUGCCAAGUGAGUCAACACCUUAAGUCUAGAUGCUCUCUCUAAACAAAGAAAGUGCUCCUCCCAGUGUUUGAGUGUGGCUGCCAAAACAAGGCUUAAGAGUCACCAAAUCGUGUGUAUUUGUGUACGAAACGAUAUGAAUGUUGCAAUAACAUCGUUAAAAUUACUCAAAAACCGUGCAGUCAGCAGCUUGUUAAAAUUAAUCUCGGCGCAGUGCAACAUUACCCACAAUUCAACGGAACGUCAUCAACCAUAGAGCCAACGACGAAUUACUACGCCACUGCGGCCAACAGGAAAAUGUUGGACACCACCACCGGUAGGAAAAAGAGGAACGGUGCCAUGUCCGUAUGGAGCACUAGCACAGCGGGAAUCGACACAGUGCUUGCCACCACCCUAGGAGCGGCCAUCAAUCCGAAAACCUUCAGUACAAACCAUUUGCCCAGUUCCACCGGCCUUGUGCUGACACAGAUCCCAAACGGCAACGGAGUAGUAACAAAUCCGGGUCUCGCUCCCCAGCAGCAGCACCAUCAGUUGAACUUUGUUAGCGCCGCCAGUAAUAGUGCUCUCAACGGGAGCGGUUUCACACACGUCCACCUGCUGACGACGCCUAGCGGGCACGUAGCGGCUGACCGCGGUGGUGGUCCUUUCAGCAGUCACAGCACCAGCAGCAACAGCAAUCACAGUCAUUCCCCGCCCAGUCACGGAACGUUCACGAACAACAAUUCCGUUGGCUGGAACAACCGAACCAGUAUUUGCAGCACACACAAUAAGAGACGUUCACACAUCAGUACAAUGUCCCAAUCCGGCGACGAAUAUAACUCCCCAAAUUAUCUAUCCUGGCGGAAGCUGCAACUCAGUCGAGCGAAGCUGAAGGCAUCCAGCAAAACGUCGGCGCUUCUAUCUGGCUUCGCAAUGGUUGCCAUGGUGGAAGUCCAACUCGACGAGCACACCACCGUACCGCCCAGCAUGCUGAUUGCGUUCGCAAUCUGCACCACUCUCCUGGUAGCGGUCCAUAUGCUGGCCCUCAUGAUCAGCACCUGCAUCCUGCCGAACAUCGAAACCGUAUGCAACCUGCACAGCAUCUCACUGGUGAACGAAUCUCCCCAUGAGCGACUGCACUGGUACAUUGAGACGGCGUGGGCCUUCUCAACCCUGCUCGGGCUGAUACUGUUCCUGUUCGAAAUUGCCAUCCUGUGCUGGGUCAAAUUUUACGACCUCAACACAACGGCCGCGUGGUCGGCAUGUAUCGUCCUCAUCCCUGUGUUGGUCAUAUUCGUGGCCUUUGCUCUGCACUUCUACCGAUCGCUCAUGACGCACAAGUACGAGGUAACUGUUUCCGGCAUCCGGGAGCUGGAGAUGCUCAAGGAGCAAAUCGAACAGGACCACCUGGACAGCCAUCACCAUCACGGGCCACCGUACCAGUCCGUGCAGAUCGUUUGAUCAAUCCUUCCCAUUCGGACGCAAGGCGCGCAUGAAUCUGUGAUCGUGAUUUCUCUUUCUUUAUGUUGAAUCUUUAUUAAGCGCGGAUAUUUACGUUUUUGUUUUAUUCUUGUCAACGUAAUUUAGUUUUAGCCACAUCGGAUUACAGUAAACCUCAUUAUACCAACUAUUGUUUCCCUUUCCCAUUGUAAGCCAAUCAAUAAUGUGAUCAUGUGCUUAUUCGAAGUAAACGAAAGACAUAUUAGCCCCUAGUUAGACAACGAAUGAGAGAAUCAUGUUUGUGCUUUCUAAUGUUUAAGCCAAGGAAGGUGAUUUUAUAUACAACGUCAUAUUACUUUUGUAUAAAAGAGCAAACAUUUAUAAUUUGAUGAGUUUUAAAAUAGAUCCUUCUUUAAAUUAUCUAA
Molecule: messenger RNA, 2328 nt
Organism: Armigeres subalbatus
Lineage: Eukaryota; Metazoa; Arthropoda; Insecta; Diptera; Culicidae
Gene: Orai
Product: calcium release-activated calcium channel protein 1
Exons: 4
Coding region: 782-1924 (380 amino acids)
Biological process (GO): store-operated calcium entry
Cellular component (GO): membrane
Molecular function (GO): store-operated calcium channel activity
Source: RefSeq, a predicted model, not a curated record